AAGAGGAGUCAUGCCUUUUAAAAUUGUUGUCAGGAAAAAAACCCACCAACGUUAUCUCAAUUAAGCCAUUACUUUUGGUUACACGUAAUCUGAAGAAAACCGGCGUCGUUGAACGUUCAUUUAAUAUCUACACUUUAUUUGUCUGAAUUAGGAAAUCUUAUUUGCAGACUAUUAAUCUCACAAGAAAAAGAUGUUUUCUAGCAGCUCUGGCAUCAUGAGCAAAGUCUGGAAUUUACAUCACUAUUGCUGCUCUCUUCAGCUUCUCCGAAAAAGCAUUUCCUGCAAGAGAUUAAUUCCAUUCUCAACAAAAUUACGGAGCAUAUGCAGUGAAAGUGGAAUGUGGAACAGUUCAUUUAUUCCAGUAAGGCAUCACAAUCCGCUUCAUUGCGUGAAGCACACAGUUCACACAUACAACAAUCCAGCCAUUCAUAUGUAUCGAUUAUUUACAAAUGUGCAGCGUGUCUGUGUGUCCUGUUAUAGUACCCAUGCCAGUUUUAGUGAUAUAUCUUUUAAUGCGGACCAUGUACAGAUGUUCUUUAAGAAGAUUAAGAAUGAGUAUGAUGAUAUCCAGAAAGAUUUACUCAGUGAAAGUGCUUCAAUCACAGGAAGUAAACUUAAAAAUUUACAUAGAAGAAAAUUGGAACUGUUACCAAUUGUGGACUUGUUAAAAAAAUGGGAAGAAAAAAAUGUUGAGUUGGAAGAGAUCAAUAUUUUAUUACAAGAUUCCAAUGAUAAUGAAAUGAUUAGUCUUGCCAAAGAAGAAAAACUAGAAAUGAUGGCUGCAAUCAGAGAAUUAGAAGAUGAGAUAUUCUCACUUCUUGUGCCAAAAGAUGAAGACGAUGAUACAAGCGAUGUCCUUGUAGAAAUCUCUGCUGGGGUUGGCGGUCAAGAAGCAAUGUUAUUUGCUGCUGAAAUGUUUGAAAUGUAUCAACGUUAUGCACAUUUUCAAAGAUGGCAGUUCGAUGUGUUGGAUGUCGGCAAAAGUGACAUUGGCGGUAUUCGGCAUGCCACUGUUAGCGUGAGUGGACCGGGUGUUUAUUCAUAUAUGAAAUAUGAGGGUGGUGUGCACAGAGUACAAAGAGUUCCCAAGACAGAGAAGCAAGGUAGAGUGCAUACCAGCACCAUGACUGUCGCUGUCUUACCUCAGCCAAGAGAGAUUGAUUUGCAGAUUAAACCAAGUGAUUUGAAAAUUGAGACAAAGAGAGCUAGCGGUGCAGGUGGUCAACAUGUGAAUACAACAGAUAGUGCUGUAAGAAUUGUCCAUUUACCAACAGGAAUAGCCGCAGAGUGCCAGCAAGAAAGAUCACAAAUUAAAAACAAGGCGAUGGCAAUGAAAGUACUGGAAACUAGACUUUACAAUAAACAACUCGAAGAACAACAACACAUACAGAGGCAAUCUCGGAAACUACAAGUUGGCUCAUCUGGAAGGUCGGAGAAGAUUCGCACUUAUAAUUUCAACCAAGACAGGAUUACAGAUCACAGGAUUGGACAACAUCUGCACAACAUUGAUGGAUUCUUAUCUGGAGGAGAUGAUUUGAAUGAUUUAAUUGAAUCAUUGCAGGAGUAUUACAGCGUAGAGGCUGUCAAAACUCUUAUCCAGGAUUAUAGUCAAAAAUCCACAAUCUCAGAAUGA
Saccoglossus kowalevskii is the source of this 1633-nucleotide messenger RNA. Its product is annotated as peptide chain release factor 1-like, mitochondrial. Gene Ontology annotation, molecular function: translation release factor activity. The record is from RefSeq and is a predicted model, not a curated record. Gene Ontology annotation, biological process: translational termination. NCBI's taxonomy places the organism in Eukaryota, Metazoa, Hemichordata, Enteropneusta, Harrimaniidae.